Messenger RNA from Protopolystoma xenopodis, 372 nucleotides. The record is from the annotation of a GenBank genome assembly. NCBI's taxonomy places the organism in Eukaryota, Metazoa, Platyhelminthes, Monogenea, Polystomatidea, Polystomatidae.
AUGAGGGUUUCGACAAUGCCACUACCUCCAGAAUGGUCACUUUUGUGGAUGUCAAUCGGCCCUUUCCACCAUCUGCCAACCCUCACAUUGUCUCUGUUACCAUUUCCGCCUCCUUUUCAUCUGCCGAUCGUCGAGUCGGAGACCUCGCACAGAAUGCUCGAGCUGACACAGCGUCGCCAACGUUUGCUGCAUCGUUACUACGGCCAGGCGACGCGUCAGUUCGUCGUGCUGUAUGUGAACAGGACACUCCCGCCGCCGCCCCCGCCCUCGCCCCCGCCAACACCCUCACCAACUGUUCGUCGCCUUUUCCGAGCCCGCAAGCCGGACACGACAACCCAGUCGCCUCCUCGGGCUUUGCUUGCGUCCGACUGA